This is a messenger RNA of Paramuricea clavata, 2566 nucleotides long. The record is from the annotation of a GenBank genome assembly. NCBI's taxonomy places the organism in Eukaryota, Metazoa, Cnidaria, Anthozoa, Malacalcyonacea, Plexauridae.
AUGAAAGCAAUUGAACAGGAGGUGGUGAAAAGACGAGUGAAGUAUAUCAAAAUCGCUGGCGAUGUUCGUUCCGUACUUAGAGGGGUAAUAUUCUUGUUGAGAUUCUCCAUGUUUUGAUUUUAUUACUGCAUGGGUUGCAGCAAGCGUUACAACACAGUAGAUGAUGGUCAAGUUGGUCAACUUUCAAGUACUAGUUAAAACAUGAGCAGCCCAUCUUUAUCUGGUAUAAAAACUCGAGCCGAAGACGAGAGUUUGUAUAUCAGACAAAGAUCGGAUGCGAAUGUUUUAACGUGCUUAUAAAACGGCCCAUCUUAUAUGAGUUCUUUGGCGAAGUAAUUUUAAAAAUAAACAUUGUCUACGCCGAGAAAAUCAAAGCUGAAGUUCAUGUAAAUCAGGACAAAUCUUUAUCCGAUUUGCAAACAUUGAUUAAACAUUCAUUUCUUUUGUAUUUUCCUCAUGAAUUAUUAAUGAUUUUAUAAAUGUCGAUACUUAUAGGAGGAAGAAAAUUAAACUCUCAAUUCUAUUUAUUUACCUCCAAAUACAAGACUACUACAUAUAAUGAAAAGGAUGAACAUUAUUUUCUCACUCUGAUAACUGCAGGUUGACCAACAUCUGCUGGUGAUAUAGUGCUCAGUGAAACCCAGCUAUAAGAAUACAAAGAAUCGCUUAGCAAUUAUAUUUCAUUUCACAGUCACUCGUGCACCAGUUUCAAACUGAUAGUUCAACACGUGUCGCCAUCUUAAGCAUCUUGGCUGCUUCGAUGGUAAGUUUCGUUGUUUAUAAUUCUUGGAAAAAUUAUUUUGACAAACCUAUUCUAAUUAUGUCAUUUUCAGAUUCUUCACAUGCCUAGUUACCUUUGUUCUGAUAAUGUAAACAUAGAAUAAAGCAAAGGUUACUACGCAGUAAAAGUCUCACAACUUGUCAACAAGAUGUGUUCGCAACAAGAUUGUAGCAAGCUUGUCAACAAGUUGUAACAAUGCUGUUAUUUUAUCAAGUUGCUACAAGGUUGUCACUCACAACUUGUUGACAAAUAGUUGAAUUGCAAGACGAUAACAAGUUGUUGGAACAACUUGUAACAAGUCUGUUGGGCUCAACAACCUUGCAGCAAGUUGUCAACAAGCUGGGAACAAGCAGUACGAACACAUCCUGUUGACAAGUUGUUGGAACAGCAUUGCUACAAGUCUGCUGCAGGUUUGUUACAACUUGUGCGUUUUUACGUGUGUGAUAAGCGAUUAAUUGGUAGUGAAUAUAGGAAUGCAACGGACCCGAAGACGCGUUAGCUCGUAAUUAACUAUCGUUUAUUCUCGAACUGAGAAUUUCAGUCAUGUUGUGAGAUCAAUUGCUUUUGAUUUAAGGGAAUCACUCUGACAGCCGCUGACCACAUAAUAUUCAGUGAACUUCAUUGGACUCCAGGCGUGAUGCAACAAGCCGAGGAUAGAGUACAUCGGAUUGGUCAGGAGAACUCCGUGCUUGUCCAGUAUCUUGUUGCCAGGGGAACGAUCGAUGAAGUGUUAUGGCGUAUGCUUUGUACUAAGGUAGAUGUUUUGGAUCUAGACUUGCAAAACAAAAAGUCGACUCGAGUUUCUUCCGCUCCUCGCUAGAAUCCUGGAAUUUUACUCUUUUAAUUUAUGUCUAACUUUAUAAAAUGCCAGUUAUCUUGUAACAACUGUGUUUCUGAUCGUACAGCGAUGUCUUGAUAUGUUCUAAAUUCUUGACUAUUUUAUAAUUUUUUCCCAUGCACAGAAGAUUUAUUAACUUAAAUAUUAAUACCAUUUUUUAUGUCCUGUUUAAAUUAAAGACAUGCACGUUUGGGCAAUGGACCUAUUACCUAAUGAACAAAAUUUUGAUCUGGACAAGGCUAGACAAGUAUUUCAUCACAGCUUGAAAGAGCAUCACAAAAUUAGUAAUAUUCCGAAGUUUCAGAACGCGAUAUUAAUUUCCCGUGCGUAAUACAAAAUGACUGAAAAACGGCAAACUUCGCAGGGCUAUAUUAUCCGCAUUUUACAACAUUUGGCAACGAAACUUCGGAAUAUUACUAAUUUUGUGAUGCUCUUUCAAGCUGUGAUGAUCAAAAUUUUGUUCAUUAGGUAAUAGGUCCAUUAGGACGAAAAGCGAACGAAAGCUUGUCACAAGGAAAACACACUGUACACUAACUAAAGCUUUCUCUUCCUAUCUUUCAAGAUUUACGUGACUUCGACCGCAUUAAAUGGCAAGUUACAAGGUCUUGAUGUUGAAGAAGGCAGCGAAAGUCAAUCGAAACUUCUCGAAGCAUUUUCAGCUUGGGUGAUGGAGGACGAAGACGAUGGCGUGGCAGAAGAUGAUUUUCUUUUUACCCAUGUAAGUUUGAAACUCGGCAACUUUACACUUCAUUUGUGGUGACUGUGUGAUACGUUCAUUCAUUCAAUAUUUAUGUAAUCGACAAUCUCUGCCCUAGAGUCAAAAGAAACGAAAACAAGACGUGCUUCAAAGAUCACUGACGGAGUUUUUUCAUUCACCUUCUACGACGAAAUGCAGAAAAAUAGACAGCGGUAAAGAAUGGUCCGAGUCUCAGGAUUCAUCCACUCGG